AUGACGCCUCUACCAAAGACCUACAAAGUCGCUGUGUUCGAGAAGAAAGAUGCACCUCUCACAAUCAAAGACGUCGAGCUCAAGCAACCCUCUCAGGGCGAAGUUCUGGUCAAAGUCAAAGCUGUAGGAGUCUGCCAUUCCGAUGCUGGUGUGCAAGCUGGAGCUUUCGGGAACUCGUUCCCAAUCAUACCUGGACACGAGAUCGUGGGAGAUAUUGCAGCAGUUCCAGAUACUGAGAAGAGAUGGAAGGUCGGAGACAGAGUUGGGGGUCCAUGGCAUGGAGGUCAUGACGCCGUCUGCAAGCAAUGUCAGCGAGGACAAUUCCAAAUGUGCCAAAACGGUGCCGUCAAUGGUGUAUCCCGAGAUGGUGGAUAUGGAGAAUACGUACUCCUGCGAACUGAAGCCGUCGUCAACGUCCCCAAAGACGUCGAUCCCGUCGAAAUCGCACCAAUCCUCUGCGCGGGCAUCACCGUCUUCAACUCCAUUCGAAAGCUCAAGAUCACCCCGGGAGAUAUCGUCGCUGUUCAAGGACUCGGUGGUCUCGGUCAUUUGGCCGUACAAUACGCGAACAAGAUGGGCUAUCGAGUCGUGGCUCUGAGCUCUGGUGAUAAGAAGAAGGAUUUUGCACACAAAUUGGGAGCCCAUGAAUACAUCAAUACUUCGGAAGAUGAUCCAGCAAAGAAGCUGAUGGAAAUGGGAGGUGCAAGCUUGAUUGUCUGCACCGCACCAAAUCCCAAAGCUAUUAGUCCUUUGACCGGAGGCCUCGAGCCAGGCGGAAAGCUGCUGGUUCUGUCACCCUGCGGCAUGGUCGAAGUGAACUCUAUUGAUCUCAUCGUCAAGGCGGUUUCAGUUUGUGGUUUCCCCUCAGGCCAUGCUUUGGAUUCCGAAGAAGCAAUUGCUUUCACCAAGCUUCACGACAUUCAUUGCAUGGUGGAGAAAUUCCCAUUGAAGGACGCACAGAAAGCUUUUGACCAUAUGUUAUCUGGCGAGGUCAGAUUCCGAAGUGUCUUGGUCAUGAAUUAG
Molecule: messenger RNA, 1023 nt
Organism: Mollisia scopiformis
Lineage: Eukaryota; Fungi; Ascomycota; Leotiomycetes; Helotiales; Mollisiaceae
Product: putative alcohol dehydrogenase
Exons: 1
Coding region: 1-1023 (340 amino acids)
Molecular function (GO): oxidoreductase activity
Source: RefSeq, a predicted model, not a curated record